Molecule: messenger RNA, 642 nt
Organism: Otolemur garnettii (small-eared galago)
Lineage: Eukaryota; Metazoa; Chordata; Mammalia; Primates; Galagidae
Gene: H1-6
Product: histone H1t
Exons: 1
Coding region: 1-642 (213 amino acids)
Biological process (GO): nucleosome assembly; negative regulation of DNA recombination; chromosome condensation
Cellular component (GO): nucleosome; nucleus
Molecular function (GO): double-stranded DNA binding; nucleosomal DNA binding; structural constituent of chromatin
Source: RefSeq, a predicted model, not a curated record
AUGUCUGAAACGGCUCCUGUAGCCCCAGCGGAUCCCGUUCCAGCUGUUAUGGAGAAGCCUCCAGUCAAAAGAAGAGGGAAGAAGCCAGUUGGCCUGUCAGGUGCGGGUCGCAAGGCUCCUAAUCGUUCUGUCUCUAAGUUGAUCGUUGAUGCUGUCUCUGAAUCUCAAGAGCGAGUAGGCAUGUCAUUGGCUGCGCUUAAAAAGGCGCUGGCGGCUGCUGGCUACGAUGUAGAAAAGAACAACAGCCGCAUUAAGUUAGCUCUCAAAAGCUUAGUGAGCAAGGGAAUUUUGGUUCAGACCAGAGGUACUGGUGCUUCUGGGUCUUUCAAGCUCAGUAAGAAACCUGCUUCUGAAUCCACCAAAGGCAAGGUUAAAAGGCCAGCUUCUAACAAGGCCAAGAAGUUGGUCUUAUCCAGGGAUUCGAAAUCCCCAAGGAGUGCCAAGACCAACAAGAGAGCUAAGAAGCCAAGGGCAGCAGCAGCAACUAAAAAAGCUGUGAAAAGUGGGAGGAAAGCUAAAGGAGCGAAGACCAAGCAGCCGCGUAAGAGCCCAGCCAAGGCUAGAGCUGGGAAGCCUAAAGCUGGGAAGCCAAAACUGACUCCACAUAGAACCAACCCUAGAAAGGCAGCAUCUAGGAAAUGA